This is a messenger RNA of Vicia faba (fava bean), 273 nucleotides long. The record is from the annotation of a GenBank genome assembly. NCBI's taxonomy places the organism in Eukaryota, Viridiplantae, Streptophyta, Magnoliopsida, Fabales, Fabaceae.
AUGCGAGGAAAUCAUUGUUGGAUUUUGUUACAAGUUAGUUUUAAAUUAGUGCUGGAAGUUGAUCCUUCUGUGGUGAAAGAAACGAGAAUAUUGUUGCAGACCAGCACGGAGCAUGCACUAUCACUUUUGGUUGUCGAUAAUGGCAGUGGUUGUGUCAUUGAUGAAUAUUUCAAUGAUGGCAACAUAGAUAAAGCUUUUAACGUGUUUGAAGAAAUACGUGAGAAAGGCAUAGCAUGUAGUAUUAUGACAUACAACCUUGUGAUAAACGAGUAA